This is a messenger RNA of Durusdinium trenchii, 1209 nucleotides long. NCBI's taxonomy places the organism in Eukaryota, Dinophyceae, Suessiales, Symbiodiniaceae. The record is from the annotation of a GenBank genome assembly.
AUGUGUUUUCAGAGUUUUCACAUUUGGUCCAAAACUCUUUGUGGGUCCACUGAGGCUGGUCUUGGUUUCCUCCAUGACCAUAGUGGCAAACUAUAUACGCGGCAUAAGUGCUCCCUGAAGGACAUUGUUGUGAACAAACAGGCCGUGAUGGCCGUUUUUCGAGGUCUCAAGAAGUACCCAGCACCGCAAGGCAUGAACAUGUACCGUUUGUCGGCACACGAGCUGUGCAAGGCAUUGUUAGCUUUUUUUGACGGUGGGGGGUACUGGCCAAGUGGUUUGCACUCGCAAAUACCUGCUUGUCAAGAAUGGGCUUUGAAAACAGCAAGAGGAUUGGUGAAACUGGUUAGCCGAAUGCGGCGGCUCAUCACUCGUGCGCCCAUUUCCAAGAUGUCAAAACUAAAUGAAAUCAGGGAUGAGAUCACAGCCUUGAAGCUGCCCGCUGAUGGGGAUGAUGGGAGUGACACCGGUACAUCCACGACCAAUUCCGAUAUCUCUGCCCUGAGCGCCUCCUCCAAAUCCAGCCCGGCCAUCGAUCUUGAGAGCCUGAGCAGGAAGGACGACAGGCUUUGCAGACUGAUCCAGCAAGCGCAGGAUCAGCGGAGGAGGGCCUGUCGGGCACAGCGUUGGACACUGAAUACGACCUGCGCUCCAUGGACCUAUGCUCAAAUGCCGGCUUUGCGCCUACGUUGGCUACUUGAGCAGCCAUUAGGGACCAUCGUGAACGCCAUGCCUGGGGUUCAACGUCUCUGGGAAUAUGUCCAGGCCUACAAAACUACUUUCUGGAUGGGCAACUUCGGCCAUAGUAGUUGUAAGAGCCACAUGGUAUGGAGCAACGACGAGGGCAUGCUGAACCAGCUUGUUGAGGCUGCUGGGUACAUGUCAGCAGCGGACAAGGCCCAGAAAACAACAAAACUGGUCAGGACCUAUAUAGAUUGCAAUGGAAAACGUCGUUGUACAGGGUUGAAGAAGGAGCUGAAAGAAAGUCAGAGAUAUCCAGACGACUUUGGAACAUGGUUGGCUACUCUGGUGAAACAUCGAAGUUCAGCGCAGCUUCCACCUCCCAAGAAGACCAUCGAGCUGGACGGUGACUUCUCGGAUGCGGAGCACUUCUUGGAUAAGUGCACCAAGGUAUUGACGGCUGCCGAUGGAUUCCCACUUCUGGGAAUUUCUGGGGACCCUUGUGUGGAAGACUUUUGGCAGAGAUUCUAG